Molecule: messenger RNA, 2544 nt
Organism: Penicillium oxalicum
Lineage: Eukaryota; Fungi; Ascomycota; Eurotiomycetes; Eurotiales; Aspergillaceae
Product: CHY zinc finger protein
Exons: 6
Coding region: 1-2544 (847 amino acids)
Molecular function (GO): zinc ion binding
Source: RefSeq, a predicted model, not a curated record
AUGAGGCGUCUCGGUUCUUUGUUGUCGUCCGGUGGACAUUGCCGGGCUUUCCCCCCCCCCCCCCCCCAGGCCACAGGAGCUUCCGGCCGCUGCAACGUGCAGACUCUAAAGCAAGCCACCGACCGGGGUAGAGUCCGCGAGGCAGAUAAUGUGACCCAUUCAUUCGGUUUGGUAGCCCAUCGGUUGGACGCCUCCCGUGCCUUUUCACUCAUCUGGCCCUCCCCCUGGUCGAGAUUCACCUACCCAAACAAGGGUGCAAAGGAGAAUGGAGGGUGUCGUGCUGGCGAGGAAUGUCCUUUCAUUCAUGAUUCCUCUGCACUCCAGAAGAAAGAGACUCUUGAUCUGUCAUCCAGACCACAGUCCACAACUCCGGUUGCUGCAGCUUUGGAAUCCGAUACAGUCAACAAAGCUGGAACUUCAGAAGCGAGUUCAAGCAAGGCAACUCAAGCCGUGACGCAGUCUACUGCAGCACAAGCUACAAGACCUGUGUCCAAAGUUGAGAAAAAUGACCCCAGAGAGUUCCAACUCAAUCAAUUGCGGCGGCGCUUCCGUCCCCAGGAGCAAGAGGAGACAGAUGGGAUUAAACUGAGCUUUGACCUGGUCCCCUCAGACCCCGACUUUCCCUUUGAGUUGGAUGCCCUGAAGUGUGUUCUCCAUGUACCGGCUACGUACCCUACCAAGGGACGGCCAAAGCUUUCAGUAACCAAUACUGAGAUGGAGUCUGCAUUCCAGAACAACGUGUCAAGAGGAUUUGACGAUAUCGUGGACUUUGCGAUCCGAACUAAUGCCCGUGGAACUUUGCUCAAUUGGGUGAACACCUUGGACAGGCAACUCGAACGGCUCUUGACAUCCCUGGAAAGAGGGCCACGGCUGACAUUCGUUGCCAACACCGGUAAUGCCAGUGCAAUGGAUGCCUCGACAGAGAAAGCAAAACCAGUAUCGGACUCACCUGUCCAACUUGCACAAGCCCCUGUGACUCCAAUCCCGGCGAAGCCAAGUUCGUAUACCAGGCCGCUUGUUAUCAAACCAAGUUACACAUACGAACAAAAGGCCCAAGCGGAGAAGAGAAGGGCAAUGGAGACGAAACAGCUCGAGGCUCGACUUGGCCGACUUCCCCAUUUCCAAAAACGCUCAGAGAGCCUCUUCACUCUUCCAAUACAACCGGCCAAGGUAGACCGUUUGCCUAGGUGUCUUCAAGGAGUAAACACCAUCAAGCUUAUCGUCCCUCAACUCUAUCCUCUUGAGCAUAGCUCGAUUGAGAUACAGGGUGUAGAUGAGCCAGAGGCGAGAUCUGUGGAGUACGGAUUUGCGCAGUGGUUUGACAAGAAUCCUCAAAUGAAUCUUGUUUCUCAGAUCAACUAUCUGGCAAGCAACAUGUUCAACUUUGCAAAGACACCACUACCCCAAGUUGCGGAACAAGCGCAGCAGGAAUAUGUCUCAGAGGACAAGGAUAACCUGGAACAAGAAGUCGAUAAUUCAGAAGCAAUUCCUACGGCUACCAAAGACAAACCGCAUUUGCAUGUCAUCCCUCGUCCGCCCGAGUGGUCCGUCACUGAGCAAGAAAGUGGCAGCGACAUGACCGAGAGUUCCAGCGACGAAGAAGAAUCCGAUGAGUACGAUGACGAAGCCGAGGACUCUGAAGAAGGAGGAGCUCCGGUUCCUGCAAUUCCUGACACGCCUGGCCGAGGCGUUGCACUCUCUUUCCCUUUCAUGGAGUUAUAUGGUAUCGAGCUCCUGGAAAUCUCGCAUCUUGCCGUCACUGUGAAGUGCGAACGCUGCAAGGAUUCCAUGGACAUCAAAAACGUCACUCAACUCACUGAUUCGAAAGAUGUGCCGAAAGUUGAGUCUUGCAAAAAGUGCGCUAAUUCCAUGAGUCUUGGGUUCCGAAAGCAGCUGAUGCAUUCGCACGCUAAUCGUGCUGGUUAUCUUGAUUUGGAUGGCUGUACAGUUCUCGACAUGCUUCCAAGCAACUUUAUUCCGACCUGUUCAGAUUGCUCCACCCCGUACCACGCUCCAGGCGUUUCGGCGGUGCGCGGAGAAAGCGCCAUGGCCAUUUGUCGGCACUGUCACCGAAAGAUGGUAUUCAAGCUACCCGAAACCAAAUUCUUGGUAGUUGGUAGCGCGGCGAUGUCAUCUCGUGCCGCACUUCCCUUGAAAAGGAGACCCAAGGAGGUCCUUGGGAUCGUUGCCGGGCAGGAACUUCCUCGUCGUGGUCGAUGCCAGCACUAUGGAAAGAGUUAUCGUUGGUUCAGGUUCAGUUGCUGUGCUAAAGUCUUUCCAUGCGAUAAAUGCCAUGAUGCGCAGACAGAUCAUCCCAAUGAACAUGCCAACCGUAUGAUUUGUGGUUUUUGCUCGCGGGAGCAAAUCUACAGACCGGAAAACUGUGGGAUCUGUAAAGCUGGGCUUGUAGGCAAAGCUGGUAGUGGAUUCUGGGAGGGUGGAAAGGGAACGAGAAAUCGGGCUUUGAUGAGUCGAAAGGAUCCUCGAAAGUACAAGAGACGCGGGGCCAAUGUCCCGGGUGGAUCGAGUUCGAAGAAGAAAUAG